AUGGCUCGAAUCACAGACAAUACAUCUGAAUACCUCACUGCGUUGGACUUUUCCUUCGCGGGCCGGGAGCCCUUCACCUCUGACCCGACAUUUGACUUUCUCCUCCAAAGGUUUCGAUCUGAUACAACUACGUCUUGGGACCAACUUGAAAUCAACAUACCUCCAAACUUGCACAAAUUCACUGAAGAAAUCAAUCGAGACACCCACCAAAUAUACAACCAUCAUAGUGACAGCAAAGUUCAAAGUGAGAACAAGGACAGAAGAAGAAUAUCCUCUGAUUCUCCGUUGCUAUGCAAAUGGUCAAACUGCAAACGCCCCGGGCCGUUCUCCAAUAGGGCAACUUUGAAACGCCAUGUCGAUACCCAGCAUCUUGAUCCACGUUCGUUCAAGUGCCAUUCCUGCAACAUGUCCUUUAAUCGGAAAGAUAACCUGGAUCAACAUCUCCGAGCUGAUUUUCAUCGGCAGAAGAGUCAAAAAACGCGGUAA
Penicillium manginii is the source of this 486-nucleotide messenger RNA. RefSeq names its product Zinc finger C2H2. The record is from RefSeq and is a predicted model, not a curated record. The transcript has 2 exons. NCBI's taxonomy places the organism in Eukaryota, Fungi, Ascomycota, Eurotiomycetes, Eurotiales, Aspergillaceae. Bases 1 to 486 code for a protein of 161 amino acids.